Talaromyces marneffei is the source of this 1161-nucleotide messenger RNA. RefSeq lists its product as uncharacterized. The record is from RefSeq and is a predicted model, not a curated record. Lineage: Eukaryota; Fungi; Ascomycota; Eurotiomycetes; Eurotiales; Trichocomaceae. Gene Ontology annotation, molecular function: medium-chain fatty acid-CoA ligase activity. The transcript is spliced from 2 exons. The coding region runs from base 1 to 1161 and encodes 386 amino acids. Gene Ontology annotation, biological process: fatty acid metabolic process.
AUGCCGGAUCCAUCAGUCUGGAUAGCAAGAUACCCAUCGUCUCGUUUUCAAUGUGAGACCAAACUCCUGGAUGAAGAGAACACUGUUGAAUUCAUAGUACACUCCUCUGGCAGCACAGGUCCUCCUAAACCAAUAUCCAUGACUCAUCGCCAAUGCCUUGACAAUUACCUACGCAGUGGUAUGAGCGGUUUCUUGACUACCCCCCUCUUCCACAACCACGACCUUGCAACUGUUUUCCGAGGCAUGGUAUCUGGUGAAAAGACAGGAAUCUUCAAUGCCAAGCUUCCCCUUACCAACAGCAAUCUUGUCAUAGCCAUGAGAGCAGCUAAUACCGAAAGCUUUCACUGCGUCCCUUACAUAUUGAAGGUACAUGCUGAGACAACCGAAGGCAUCAAGGAACUCGCAAAAGCUAAAUUAGUAUCCUUUGGUGGAAGUAGCUAUCGUGGUGACCUAGGAGACAUGCUCAUAGAGAAUGGUGUCAACCUUAUUGCCCAAUUUGGCGCGACUGAGGUGGGUCAGCUACUAAGCUCACGGCGAGAUGACAAGACAGCUAAGGCAUGGAACUAUCUCCGACCGUAUCCAAAGGCAAAGCCUUAUCUUCUCUUUGAUGAGGUCGCUGAGGAAACGGGUAUUUUUGAGCUGGUAGUUCUCGAUGGUCUGCUUACAAAGUCUAUAUCCAACUCGAAUAAUCCACACGACUCUUUUCGCUCACAGGAUACCUUCGUCAAGCAUCCUACUAUUUCUAAUGCCUGGAAAUUCGUCAGCCGAAGUGACGAUCGUGUUAACCUCGUUACCGGAGAGAAAGUUCUACCCGUCCCGUUCGAGCAUCACAUCCGACAAAACGAACUCGUACAGGAUUGCCUCGUCUUUGGUGUCGGCCAAGCUUUCCCUGGCCUGCUAAUAUUCGCUAGCGAGGCCUCUCGAGGCUUGUCAUCAGACGAUAUCCUAGACUUGCUCUGGCCAACGAUCCAGCAUGCAAACGUGCGUGCUAGUGACUUUAGUCGUGGUCCCCGUGAGAUGGUCCUUAUUAUGCCUGCUGGAGACAAGUACCCAUGUACUGAUAAAGGGACCAUUGUUCGUGCGGCAUGUUACAAACAAUACGAGGUGGUUAUCGAGAACGCAUAUCAGAAAUUGCGGGUUAGAAUCCGUGCUAAAUGCUAG